Molecule: messenger RNA, 969 nt
Organism: Sparassis crispa
Lineage: Eukaryota; Fungi; Basidiomycota; Agaricomycetes; Polyporales; Sparassidaceae
Exons: 4
Coding region: 1-969 (322 amino acids)
Source: RefSeq, a predicted model, not a curated record
AUGGCUGACACUACCGAUUCUCGGCCUCUGGUGCUCGUCUUUGGUGGCACAGGUCAUACAGCGGUAGUAAUCAUCAACGGUCUCGUAAAGUCCGGGGCAUUCCGCGUCGCUACGGCCGUUCGCGCGUCUUCUCUAUCCAAGCCGGUAGUUGUCGAGUAUAGGAAGAACAACGUUAUUAUCCAUGAAGCAGACAUCGACGAUGGCGUCGAAAAGCUGGCCAAGGUAUUGCAUGGAGUAGACGUGCUGAUCAGCACGAUCACCGCGAGGAAGAUCCUUAGCCAGCGCGAUCUCUUCGCCGCUGCGAAGCAGGUUGGUGUCAAGAGGGUUAUCCCAUGCGAUUUUGGGACUCCCGGAGCGCGCGGGGUCCGUGACUUGCUCGAUGAGAAACUUGAAAUACACGACUACAUCAAGAGUCUUGGUCUUGGAUAUACUUUUAUCGACAUUGGCUGGUGGAUGCAGAUCUCUCUCCCCUGCCGUUCUACUAGCAAGUCCAUGAUGCGUGAUGCGAGCCGCCAACUUUACAACGGUGGUGUGAAGAAGAUACUCGUCACCAACCUGGACAACGUCGGCGUGUAUGUUGCACACGUCAUCGCAGAUGAGCGCACGCUCAACCAUUCCGUGCUCAUCUGGGAGGACCAAGUAACUGCAUUGCAAGCCAUGGAGAUCGGCGCCAAAGUGAGCGGAGAGGGUUCAGCCUUGAUAGAGAAUGUCGCGCACGUAUCCGCGAACGAGCUUCUCGAACGAAUUGCGGCCGCUAAGGAAGAGUAUGCGAAGACUCAUUCUUUCGUCUCUUUUGCGACCAAGACGGGUUACCAAUACCAAUACAGCAUCCAUGUCCUCGGUGAAAAUAGCUUGGAGAAUGCGAAGGCGUUGGGUUACCUGGAUUCCCGCGAGUUGUACCCUGAUAUCAUUCCGGACACCCUAGAGAACUACGCGCCGAAAUUCUAUGAGAACGAAUAUAUUCUGUAG